AUGGGAUCUGCUGCUCUGUCAGAGUCGAUGGAUUCCGAUGCCGGGAUGAAAAAGGAAAGAAAGAUAGAUUCUGUGUUGGUGAAGGAAGAGGCAGCUGAACAAAAAAAAAGAAAGAGACUUGCUCCUCAAACUGAUGAGGAGCCCAGUGUCUCGCGUAAAAUGCCAAAACGCUCUGCUGCCUGUUUAGACUUUAAGGAGAAACCUCUUCGUAUAUCCAAAAAAGACUCAGUUAUUGAGACAAAUAGAGACUGGAGUGUACAGGAAGAAGCUGUUGCUGUUCGUCUGACAGCUGGAAAAGAAAAUGGCCGCCCAUGUAGAAGACUUGUCGAUUUCAUUUUUCACAAUAAAGACGGAAUCUCACAGCCUUUUGAAAUGCUAGAAGUCGAUGACAUUUUUAUCUCUGGUCACAUCUUACCACUUGAAGAAUGUGCUGACAUAGAAAAACCAAAGGGUGUCAAAUGUGAAGGCUUUGGACGUAUAGAAGAAUGGGCCAUCUCUGGUUAUGAAGAUGGAUCACCAGUUAUAUGGGUGUCAACGGUUAUUGCGGACUAUGAUUGUAUCAAACCAUCAAGUAGUUACAAGAAGUUCUAUGAUCAUUUCUAUGCAAAGGCUAGUGCGUGUGUAGAGGUUUACAAGAAACUCUCAAGAUCUUAUGGAGGAAAUCCUGAUAUAACCCUUGAUGAAUUGCUUGCUGGGGUUGUCCGUGUAAUGAGUGGUAUGAAGUUCUUCUCCCGUGGUGUAUCUAUCAGGGAUUUCAUUGUUUCUCAGGGUGAGUUCAUCUAUAACCAACUUAUAGGUUUGGAUGAGACAUCAAAGAAGAAUGAUAAGUUAUUUAUUGAGCUACCUGUUCUUGGUGCCUUAAGGGAUGAGAGCAGCAAUCUAGUAGAUCUUGCUCAAGCUUGGACUGAGUCUUCACAUGGGAGUCUGAGAAUUGGUCCAAAAUCUGGAGAUCAAGAAAAUAAAAUGAAAAAAUCUGCUACAUCUUGUCCAGACGAAGAAAACGAUGAUUUAAAAUUGGCAAGGCUAUUACAGGAAGAAGAGCGCUGGCACUCAAUGAAGCAGAAGAAAAACCAUGGUUCAGCACCAUCUAGCAAAUACUACAUUAAGAUCAAUGAGGACGAAAUCGCAAAUGACUACCCGCUACCUGCAUAUUACAAGACAUCCAGUGAAGAGACAGAUGAGUAUAUGGUCUUUGACCAUGGCGUUGGCUAUGUUGAUGAAUUGCCAAGAAGCAUGCUCCACAACUGGGCUUUGUACAACUCAGACUCUAGACUGAUUUCACUAGAGCUCCUCCCCAUGAAACCAUGUGCUGAAAUUGAUGUGACAAUAUUUGGGUCAGGGGUUGUGACUGCUGAUGAUGGUUCUGGAUACAAUUUUGAUGGCGAGUCCACUCACUCUCUUUCAAGUGGAUCUGGGACUUCUGAAAUUGAUGGUAUUCCAGUUUAUUUGAGUGCAAUUAAGGAGUGGAUGAUUGAGUUUGGAUCCUCGAUGGUUUUUAUUUCGAUACGGACUGAUAUGGCCUGGUAUAGACUUGGAAAACCUUCAAAACAAUAUGAGUCUUGGUAUAAACCGGUUCUCAAAACUGCAAGGCUUGCAAUUUGUAUAAUUUCUCUGUUAAAGGAUCAGUCCCGGGUAGCAAGGCUUUCUUUCUUGGAUGUCAUCAAGAAGGUGUCAGAUUUUGACAAAGAUCACCCGGCUUAUGUAUCAUCUAAUCCAGGUGUUGUAGAAAGAUAUGUGGUUGUACAUGGACAGAUUAUUCUGCAACAGUUUUUAGAAUAUCCUGAUCAAAAUAUUAAGAAGUGUGCAUUUGUGAUUGGCUUAACCAAGAAAAUGGAAGAGAGGCACCAUACCAAAUGGCUUGUCAAGAAGAAGAAGCUUUUGCAGAGGGAUGAGUCAAACCUGAAUCCCAGAGGUGGAAUGGCACGUGCCAUUUCUAAGAGGAAGUCUAUGCAGGCAACAACAACCAGGCUAAUCAGCAGAAUCUGGGGGGAAUACUAUUCAAAUUACUUACCGGAUGAAUUGAAUGAGGGAAUAAAUUGUGAGGUUAAAGAGGAGGAUGAUGUUGAAGAGCAAGAGGAAAAGGAAGAUGAUGAUGUUCCGGAGGAGAACUUGGUAGUUCCAGAAAAAAAUCAGAAACCUUGCUCUGCACCUAAACGGACUAAGUCAUGUUCAAGUAACAAGGAAACAAAAUGGGAUGGGGAAUCUUUUGGCAAAAGAGCUACAGGUGAAGCUUUAUAUAAACAGGCCAUCGUCCAGGGAGAUGUGGUAACUGUUGGGGGGGCAGUUUUGAUACAAGUUGACGAAUCUGAUGAUCUUCCAGCCAUCAGUUUUGUGGAGUACAUGUUUAAAAGAUUGGACGGGAGUAAAAUGUUUCAUGGAAGAAUGAUGCAGAGAAGCUGCCAAACAGUAUUAGGAAACACGGGAAAUGAAAGGGAAAUAUUUCUGACAAAUGAGUGCAUGGACUUUGAACUGGAAGACAUACAACAAAUCAUAAUGGUGGAUAUAAGAUCGAUGCCUUGGGGUCAUGAACACAGAAAAAUGAAUGCCAAUGCUGAUAAAGUUGAUAGAGAAAGGGCAGAAGAAAGGAAGAAAAAAGGAUUGCCAAUUGAAUAUUACUGUAAAAGUUUGUAUUGUCCUGAUAGAGGUGCUUUCUUCACUCUUCCAUUUGGUUCAAUGGGUCUUGGAUCUGGCUUUUGUGAAUCUUGCAAAAUAAAGGAUGCUGAUGGUGAUAAAGAAAGUUUUAAAUUGAAUGCAUCAAUGAUCAGUUUUAUAUACCAAGGAACUGAAUACUUUACAUAUGACUAUGUCUAUGUUAGCCCUAGUUUCUUUUCUGCUGAAAGGGAGGGUGAAAUUUUCAAGGGUGGAAGAAAUGUGGGAUUGAAGGCAUACGUUAUAUGUCAGCUAACUGAAAUUAGUGGGCCAAAGCGAUCUAAACAAGAUGAUGCAAGUUCUAUUCAUGUCAAAAUCAGAAGAUUUUUCAGACCAGAGGACAUCUCAGUUGAUAAAGCAUACUGUUCAGAUAUUCGAGAGAUCUAUUAUUCUGAAGAAAUGCAUACUGUACCAGUUGAUAUGAUUGAAGGAAAAUGUGAGGUAAGGAAAAAGCAGGACCUGCCUCAAGAUGUCCCUGCAAUCUUUGAACAUGUUUUCUUCUGUGAAUAUCUGUAUGAUCCUUCCAAAGGAUCCAUCAAUCAGUUGCCAUCUCACAUUAAACUACAGUACUCGUCUGGGAAGUCAAAUGAUGAUGCUAUGUCUCGGAAGAAAAAGGGUAAAGGUAAAGAAGGAGAGAAUGAUUUGGAAGAAGGGAAACUGAAAGAAGUAUCUCUAGAGGACCGCUUAGCUACUCUAGAUAUAUUUGCUGGUUGUGGUGGCUUAUCUGAGGGGCUGAAGCAAUCAGGUGCAUCUGUUACAAAAUGGGCUAUUGAGUACGAAGAGACUGCUGGAAUUGCAUUUAAACUCAACCAUCCAGAGUCAACAGUGUUUGUGAACAAUUGCAAUGUCAUCCUGAGGGCGAUCAUGCAGAAGUGUGGGGACGUAGAUGACUGCAUUUCAACCUCCGAGGCCACUGAAUUGGCUGCAUCUCUGGGCCAGGAGGAGAUUGAUAAUCUGCCGCUGCCAGGAGAAGUGGAUUUUAUCAAUGGUGGGCCUCCUUGUCAGGGUUUUUCUGGAAUGAAUAGAUUCAAUCAGAGCACUUGGAGCAAAGUUCAAUGUGAGAUGAUUUUAGCAUUUCUAUCGUUUGCUGACUACUAUCGUCCAAAGUUUUUUCUCCUUGAGAAUGUGAGGAACUUUGUGUCUUUCAACCAAGGACAGACAUUUCGCUUAACUUUAGCGUCUCUUCUUGAGAUGGGAUAUCAGGUGAGAUUCGGUAUCCUUGAAGCUGGUGCAUAUGGAGUUCCUCAGUCUAGGAAGCGAGCAUUCAUAUGGGCAGCCUCUCCAGAAGAGGUUCUUCCUGAGUGGCCAGAACCAAUGCAUGUCUUUGCUGCACCAGAGCUGAAAAUAACAUUAUCAGGAAAUUCCCAAUAUUCUGCUGUUAAGAGUACCACAAGAGGUGCUCCAUUUCGUUCUCUUACAGUCAGAGAUACUAUUGCAGAUCUCCCACCUGUGGACAAUGGUGCAUCAGAGAUGACUUUGCAGUAUAAAGGAGAACCUAUUUCUUGGUUCCAGAAGAAAAUUCGAGGUAACAUGGAGAUACUAAAAGAUCACAUAGCAAAAGAAAUGAAUGAGCUUAAUCUAAUCAGGUGUCAAAGAAUCCCCAAGCGCCCAGGUGCUGAUUGGCGUGACCUUCCAGAUGAGAAGGUCAAAUUAUCUACUGGCCAAAUGGUUGAUCUGAUACCUUGGUGCUUACCAAAUACAGCCAAGAGGCACAAUCAAUGGAAGGGGCUUUUUGGAAGGUUAGAUUGGGAUGGAAAUUUUCCAACUUCCAUAACGGAUCCCCAACCAAUGGGUAAAGUGGGAAUGUGCUUCCAUCCUGAGCAAGACAGGAUCGUCACGGUUCGAGAGUGUGCACGCUCUCAAGGUUUCCCAGACAGUUAUCAAUUUUCUGGUACUGUUCUACACAAGCACCGGCAGAUUGGAAAUGCUGUUCCUCCUCCUCUGGCAUAUGCACUGGGGAGAACACUAAAGGAAGCAAUUGAGAUCCAAAACAAGGGGGGAUCGAAGAUUGGGGAGGUAAUUAGAGAAAAGGGGGAAGAGGAAGAGGAAGAGAAUAGUAAGAGUGGUGAAGAUUUGGAUGGGAAGGAGAUUGCAAAUGAGGAGGUAGAAAGAGAAUUUGAUUUAACUAAUAGGGAAGACUUGGAUCAAGAAGCUGUUGAUGAUGAAAAUAAGGUUUCAAGAAGCAGAAAGAAGAAAAAGAAAUUGGGUCCUUUAUUUGCUCCGGCAGAUUUCCGGCACAGCAAAUGUGAUAUCUGCAUCCUUGAGGCAAACUCGUGUAUUGUUGGAAUUGUGAAAGAUGACUGCGUCAAAACUUCAAAGAUUCCUGCAGGUUCCAAAUCAGGAGCCAACGGUGAAUAUGACCUGUCCAAACGUAGGUCACAUUCAGCAGCGAAUUAUUCAUCAACAACAUUACAGUUCAACAAUUCUUCAAUUUCAACGCAUAGUGCAUAA
Messenger RNA from Fraxinus pennsylvanica, 5100 nucleotides. The record is from the annotation of a GenBank genome assembly. Lineage: Eukaryota; Viridiplantae; Streptophyta; Magnoliopsida; Lamiales; Oleaceae.